Cladophialophora psammophila CBS 110553 is the source of this 1605-nucleotide messenger RNA. RefSeq lists its product as uncharacterized. The record is from RefSeq and is a predicted model, not a curated record. The transcript is spliced from 2 exons. Gene Ontology annotation, cellular component: endoplasmic reticulum. Gene Ontology annotation, molecular function: dolichyl pyrophosphate Glc2Man9GlcNAc2 alpha-1,2-glucosyltransferase activity. The coding region runs from base 1 to 1605 and encodes 534 amino acids. Lineage: Eukaryota; Fungi; Ascomycota; Eurotiomycetes; Chaetothyriales; Herpotrichiellaceae. Gene Ontology annotation, biological process: dolichol-linked oligosaccharide biosynthetic process; protein N-linked glycosylation.
AUGUCAUACUUUGCAAGCCCGGAAUUUCUGCGAGUCCUCCUUCUUGGCUUCAUCACCUCGCUGCACAUGACAUGGCGAAGGCUCGCCAAUCAGGUCGUUCCAGAACCCUAUCUCGACGAAUUCUUCCACAUCCCUCAAGCUCAAGCAUAUUGGCUUGGGAAGUGGUCACAAUGGGAUCCUAAAAUCACCACCCCUCCAGGACUCUACGUCUUUUCCUACGCCGUCAAUUCGGUCCGGGCAUUCUUCUCCAAAGAAGAAUUAAGACCGUCUGUCAACGAGUGGAGAUUUGCCAAUGUGCUAUUGCUGUAUCUAUUGCUUGUCGCGCUAUACAUUCUGGCGGCUGUUGGGAGGAGGAUUGUGCAUCACGAAAAUAUCCUUCAGCGGGAGUUCAGCAUCAUUUGCUUCCCAUUGAUUUUCUUCUUCUCUGGCAUAUAUUACACCGAUCUGUUCAGCGUUUUCACCGUGGUCCUCAGCGAGAUAUUUUGGACUGCAGGGACCAACUCCCAGGGACCUGUCAAGGUCCUCUUUCAAGCGUCACAUUUCUCGGCUGGGCUGGUGUCAUUGUCCGCCCGGCAGACGAAUAUCUUUUGGGUUGCGGUGUAUCUGGGUGGACUCCAGGUGAUUGAAAGUGUAAAGCAGAGAGUCGGUGCGCGCGAGGUCCAUGAUCCUCCUGUGUCUGAAUCAUACUUUGAAGAUUUCCCCAUUACAAGCAUUUCUCUCGCACAAUCUGCCGUCCCCAUGAUACCCCAACUCCUUUUCGACCUAUGGCCCCAGCUAUCGCUCCUGGCUUCGUUCGCCGCGUUUGUCGUCUGGAACAGUGGCGUGGUCCUCGGGGACAGAGACAACCACGUUCCAGCGAUCCAUCUCGCCCAAAUGCUCUAUAUUUGGCCAGCAAUCGUCUUCUUUUCGUGGCCUCUGCUGCUGCCACUUUUCUCCGACCUCCGCGGCCUUCGCCAACGACUACCCAGAUUAACCACGACAGUGACCUUCCUCGCACUCAUGCUCGCCAUAGUCAACUUCAACACUAUCAUACAUCCCUUCACCCUGGCUGAUAACCGACAUUAUACAUUCUAUGUCUUCGCCAUCCUGAGAAAACACUGGCUCAUCAGAUAUGCCGCCGUUCCAGUCUACUUUUUAUGCGCCUGGCUGGUUCUGGGAACCCUAGGAGGUGCCACGGAUGCUACGGUAUCGUCUUCAAAGUCCGUUCGUGUCGUUUACGGAGACGACACUGUGCGUGUGAGCUUUAUACUUGUCUGGCUCAUAGCGACCUCACUAUCGCUUAUAGCCGCCCCACUUGUGGAACCUCGAUACUUCCUGAUACCGUGGCUCACGUGGCGGCUGGCUGUUCCGGAAUAUAUAGCACCGUCAGAGGAGAAACGGAAGAGAACAGAGCUAGAGAGGAAAUCGUCUUCUUCUAACAACAGCUCCAUGGAUGGCCCCUCACCAUCGGCGAUUCAGUCGUUACUGAGAACGGCGGCAGCGCACUCUGCGUGGUUGGAGCUGGUGUGGUAUGUUCUCGUCGACGUGGUCACAUGCUACUUGUUCCUGUACCGUGGAUUUGAGUGGCCUCAGGAGCCGGGGAAUGUUCAGAGGUUUAUGUGGUAG